AUGACGUCUUGCGGCGGAGGCGGCGAUGAUGGUGGCGCUCGCCCAACGCCGGCGGUGGUCUACGACGACCUGGUCGAGGUGCGUGAGCACGCCGCGGCGUUGCAGAACAUGUUGCAGGGUUCGUCCAGCGUGGCGGCCGCGGACGCGGGGGAGCUGGUGAAGGAGAUGAUGGGCAGGUUGUCGAGCGCUAUGUCGGUGCUGGGCACCAGUGGAGUCGCGGCGUCGUCAUCGGGAGCAGGCCGGGGACCCGGCGCGAGGAGGAGGAGGUCGGGCACGACGGCGGCGGCAGCCAGGCUGCAAGGCCGGAGAACCUCGAGGAGAAGGACGAAGAGCCCUUUCAUCAAGAUGGUCACGACUACAACGCUCAACGAUGACAAUUCAUGGAGGAAGUAUGGGCAGAAAAAUAUACAUGCCUCUACUAACCCGAGGAGCUACUACAGGUGCACGCAUAAGCCAGAUCAAGGAUGCAUGGCCACGAGGCAGGUCCAGAAGUCGGAGUCCAACCCAUCGGAGCUCGAAAUCAGCUACUACGGUCAGCACACCUGCAGGGACCCCUCCACGUUUCCAUCAUUCAUCGUCCAAGGCGCCGCUGCGCCGACGGAUGGUGCGCAACUCAUCAGCUUCGCACCCAAUAAUGGCGCCGCCGCAAGCACCAGCACGGGCGCCUUAUCACAUCGUCUCCUGAAAGAGACGAUGGAUCAUCGGGUGCUCUUCUCCCACUUCUCCAGCUACAGCUCCUCGCAGACUCAGGAGGGGUGUGCCCCCAGCAGUUCGCCGUCACCGGCUUGCCAAGAAAAGUUCAUGCAGUAUGCCGGCGGGCAGCUCGCCGACGUUCUGGGGCGGACGACGUCCGCGUUGACCGUUGGAUCAGCACCGACGGAGUACUGGCCGGUUGUGGGGGACGCCGGCGUCGACAUGGAUGCUGCCGCAGGCAUGGUGGACAGCUUCCCUUCCUCGCCAAGCAGCCUGGGGUUCAUGUCAGGCUCGCUCGGAUCGUUCGGCAAUAACCUUGGUGACGACGACCUGUUUGACUUCGAUUCCUGACGAUGGAAGAUGCAUCCAUGCAUGCAUGCUUAACACGCUUGCAAUUUGCAUGCAUGGUAUAAUAGUAGCUCAUUUUACUGGGCAUGUAAAGAUUUGGACAUGUAUACGUAUGUAUAGCUAGCCAAUAACGGUAGCUAGCUACAUAAUGUGUAUUGUAUUGACAUGUAACCUCCGUUAGUUUGCAUGUGUCAAAAAUGGAAAUAUGUACACAUGACCUUAAA
Lolium rigidum is the source of this 1265-nucleotide messenger RNA. RefSeq names its product transcription factor WRKY45-2-like. The record is from RefSeq and is a predicted model, not a curated record. Gene Ontology annotation, molecular function: sequence-specific DNA binding; DNA-binding transcription factor activity. The coding region runs from base 1 to 1044 and encodes 347 amino acids. Gene Ontology annotation, biological process: regulation of DNA-templated transcription. The transcript has 3 exons. NCBI's taxonomy places the organism in Eukaryota, Viridiplantae, Streptophyta, Magnoliopsida, Poales, Poaceae.